This is a messenger RNA of Geodia barretti, 3352 nucleotides long. Lineage: Eukaryota; Metazoa; Porifera; Demospongiae; Tetractinellida; Geodiidae. The record is from the annotation of a GenBank genome assembly.
CCGACCAUUACGUGAUCUAUCACGAGACCAUCCGUGACGUAGUUUUGAAAGCUCCCAAAAACGGAUCUCUUCACCCAGCAGUUUUUUUUACAGAAUCUUAGGCUAUCGGGAUAGAAUUCGUUGUGCGGCAGGGAGUGAAGAGAGAGGGGAGACAUCAUGGCUGCUCACUAUCUGCUCGCGGUGCCUUCAAAGGCGACAAAGAGCGUGGAUUUCGGCGCGCCGUUCAACCGCUUCGUGGCCAACAACUAUGACGAGCAGCCGAGCCGAUACCAGGACGCCAUCACGGAGUUUCAGGGGCUCCGCGAGGCCACUGUCGUCAAGAGCCCCGACCGUCACGAGACGGGGCUGGACCUCAUCACACGUUACUAUGAUCAGCUAGUGGCCAUGGAAAACAAACUUCCCAUAGCUGAAGGACAGAUCAGCGUAAAGCUUCACUGGACGGAUGCCUUUGCCAGAGGCGGUCUUUUUGGUGGGAAGAAAGAAGCAGGACAAGUGUCUAGUGUCUACGAAAGAUGCUGCGUACUCUUCAACGUGGGUUCACUGCAGAGUCAGAUUGGGAAAUCUCAGAAUUUCGACAACGACGACGGACUCAAGAAUGCCGCUAGACAUUUCCAAGGUGCGGCAGGGACAUUUCAGCUGCUUCAAGAGCAGGUGUUUGCCCACCUCCAGCGAGCUCCGACCCCUGACCUCUCGGCGGAGUCGACGACGGCUCUCAUGCAGCUCAUGUUGGCUCAGGCUCAGGAGAGUUUCUGUAUCAAAGCAUGUAAAGACCGGAUCAAGGACAUGUUGAUAGCCAAGAUUGCCAUGCAGUGCAGCGAUCUGUAUGCAGAAGCUUACAGCAACAUGCAAGUUGGCACGGUCAAGGCCAUGUGGGAGAAAAGCUGGCUUGCCACAGCCUCAGCCAAGACAGCAUACUUCCACUGUGUGGCUCAGCACAGAUUGGGCCUAGUGGCCCAGGCGGGGAAAAAUUACGGAGAGGCCGUGGCUCGCAUGAAGAAAGCAGUGGAACUGCUGGGAGAGGCUGAAAAGAAAGGCGAAGGAGUCUUCAAGCCUUACGAGGUGACCCAGACGGUGAAGAAAGACUUCGAGGCGGCCAACAAGGACAACAACUUUAUCUACAACGAUCUCGUUCCUGACUUUGGAACGUUGGAGCCACCGGGGAAGGCCACUCUCGCAAAACCUCUCCCGUUCACCUCCCCGGCACCCAACUUCAUCGACCUGUUUGCCAACCUUGUCCCCCUGGCAGUCUCGCAAGCUCUUCAGGCAUAUGGGACCAAGAAGGACGAUCUUGUUAACACCGAGUGCGAGAGGCUACGAGGUGCCACUGCUGAACUGAACGAGCUCCUGGCCUCCAAGAACCUGCCGGCUGCCAUAGAGGACACAGGCGGUGACUCGCUCCCUGAGUCACUCCAGGAGAAAGCGGCAGCAGUGGCUGAAGCUGGCGGUGCCAGAGCUCUGGAAGAGAAGUUGAACGCUGUGCCAGAGCUGGUUCAGCGGAACCGAGAGAUUCUGACGGAGACUGUGAGGAUGAUGGACGAGGAGGAGAGGGAGGACAGCGAGCUGAGGUCAAGGUUCAGGGAGAAAUGGUCCCGACAGCCUUCCGCCAGUCUCGCAGAGAACCUGAGGAAAGAGGUCACCAAGUAUAAGACGAUCCUGGACACGGCCAGUGGGGCAGAUCAGACGGUUCGCCAGAAGUUUGAGUCCCACAGAGAGGCCGUCGUCCUCCUGGGUAAGCAGGUGGCGGAGAUCCAGGCAGCUGUCCCGAAGGCCGGGGCCCUCUCUCCUCGAGUCCAGGGCAGCCAGUGUGUCCAAGACCUGCGGGGUCUAAUGGAGGAGGUGAUGACACUAAAAGCUGAGAGAGAGGUCAUCGAGAGAACUCUCAGGGAGAACAUCGCCGACAUCACCGGCAAGUUUCUCAAGGCGCUGAAAGACUUUGGUGACGUAGACGAGGAGACGAUUUCCGAGGCCCACCUUCGCACGGAGUACGGUUCGGUGCAGACUCAGGUCCAGGAGUCCAUUGGCAAACAGCCGGGGCUUGUUCAGAGGAUUGCGGCUGCGAGUGCUCAGUUUGAGCAGCUGACUGGCGGGCAGAGCGUCGGGGAGCGCGAGGGCAAGUUGAAGGAACUGGCGACUGGCUACGACGCCUUCCAGCAACUGCAGAGCAACAUCACGGAGGGUAUAAAGGUCAGUUGUAGGGAGUGUGUUUUAUGUUGGAUGUGGUGACCUUCACUUUUAACAUUUCGCUGUCUCUCCCUCCUACACACACCUCACCCCUUCUCUCUUACCUUCCUCUCACCAUCCCUCUCUCUCUCUGUCUCUCUCUCUCUCAACAGUUCUACAAUGACCUCACUCCGCUACUGGUCCGAGUGCAGAGCAAGAUCAGCGACUUUGUCUUUGCCAGACGCACCGAGAAAGACGACCUCCUCAAGUAAAGGAGCCUCACACUAAUUAUGACAGUGACCCCCCAAAUAUAGGACACCUCCGUAAAGAACGUUUGGUUUUUGCCCCAUCCUAUUAAUGUAUUAUUACCCUUGAAUAAGGGACACCCUCCAAUUAAAGGACACCUGUAAGAAGUUUGCCUCAUACUAAUACUGCAUUAGUGUAUUAUAAUAUUACCUCAGAAUUAAGGACACACCUGUUUCAAGGACACUGGUUCUGCCCCAUACUAGUAGGUCCGAAUAAGGGACACCUCUGGAUAAAGGACACUUUCAAUGUCCCCAAAGUGACCUACUCCGGGGUUUUUGCGUACAUACAUUACUUUACGCAGAGAUCUGCAGAAGACGAUAGCUAACCAGCCUUACGUGGCACCACCGGAGAACCCGCAGUACCAACAGCAGUCAAGGCAACCCCCACAACGACCCCCGCCCCCACAAGCUGCACCUCGUCCCCCGCCCCCCCAACAGAUGGCUCCGCCUACUGCCCCACCCCAUGCUAGUGGGGCCCCGCCUCCUCAUCAGAUGGGCGGUCAUCCCUACCAUCCCCAAAUGCCUCCAGCUCAGAGCUAUCAGCCGUACGCUCCGUACGGGGCCCCACCUCCCCAGCCACACCCGGGCUAUUACCAGCAACCGCCACCAGGGCCCUACUACGCUCCGCAUCCAGGUGCUCCGUAUGGUCAGCCCCCCCACCCUGGAAUGUACGGGAACCCUCCCGCCCCCUACGGCCAACCCCCUCCAGGGCAGUACCAUCCGCAACAGCCUUACCGGCCACCACCAUCCCAUCGCUAGCUAUAUCACGUGACAGUCAUGUGACUGCUGGUCUUGAAACUCAAAUAGUUGUCGAUAAUAUGUGUUCAUUACUUGAUUGUUUAUGAUGCUGUGCAUUGCACACGUUUGAUUUUUUGACCAUAUUAAAG